Molecule: messenger RNA, 1363 nt
Organism: Colletotrichum acutatum
Lineage: Eukaryota; Fungi; Ascomycota; Sordariomycetes; Glomerellales; Glomerellaceae
Exons: 4
Coding region: 206-1063 (285 amino acids)
Source: RefSeq, a predicted model, not a curated record
AUCUGAAUAGAGCAUUCACCUUCCGAAAAAGUCAAAUUUGGGCCGUCAACAUCAAUCGAGGAACGCGUCAAAAGGCCGUCGGAAAACAUCACCUUUUCUACGUCUCUGACGAUUGGUUCUAAAACUCACCUCACCACUGGAAGCCUCACUAGACUUCAUCACCACAAUCCAGUUGCCAACGGAUAUCUGCCAUCAGCGAGCCAAUAUGGCGGAUUUCUUAUGGACAAAACCGUUGCCUCCCCGACGAAGAAGAUCAGAGCUGACGCUGAGCAAUCCGCCUCCCGAUGAAGAAGACUCUGCUCCGGACCUCGGCGUUCCCCCUAUUCGAUCGCGCCAGUGGAAGCCCAUCCCUCGCAUUGCGAGUCUCGAUGUUCUUAGUGCUGCUAAAUUGGGCACAAGCAACUGCCCAAGCAUCAGAUCAGACGGCUCGCAGUCGUCCUCACAUCGGCUGUCGCCAUCCCCAGCAGAACCAACUGAGCCAGCCGAUACAGUCUGGUAUCAAGAGCGAGACGAGACGGAACGGGCUCUCUCGCUGGAGCAAAUGAUCAAUGCGUUACACUACACGAUGAUGACCAAGAACGUUCUCGAUCCAGUUCCCAGAGAGUAUAACUCUUAUAUCCUACAUUUGUUGGAGGGUUACUGGGAUCUCCAGGAGCGACUGAAGAAGACAGAGCAGGAGCUCGCAGAGGAAAAGGAGACAAAGUUGAAGAGUCUUGAAGAGUUCACCAAGAUGUCUGAGGAGUGGGAGUCGAAGGAGUCUGACUUCCGCGCUGAGAUCAAACGUAUGGAACUAGUUCUCGUUGAUGCAGCGCCUGAGGGUGUUGGUGCAGUAGUUCUGGCCAGGUCUGGCAGUCUCGUCGACAGAAGCGCAGGAUCAUCUCGACUCUUCAAGGCCAGGGUCGAGAAGGCCAAAGAAAGUCCUCAGAAAGGUGAUUUUGGCACCAGCAAAGCCGGUAGCCUAGAUAACACGCGGAUCUCUAUAGGCUCUGGAAGUCCCCGCCUGAACCAUCAAACCUUCUGUAGGCACAUAGAAACAUCUGUCUACUCAGUUUUACCGUGCUGAACGACGACAGCAACGGGCCUCGAGACGCAGGAGGAAGGAGGGCAUCUUUCCGCCGGUCAACGUGGCAUGGGAUAGUUCAUCGGAAGAAGAAGCAAACAAGUCAGCAUCAUUUCAGAAGACAGACGGGUUGCCUGGCUCGGAGUUCAUGAAGCCUCGACUAUCACGGCGAGCAGCACCAUCUGCACAGACCGCCAACCUAGAAUCUUCCGCCAAGGAAACCGCCGUGUCUCGAACGGGUGAGCAUGACGAUGCACAUUACCGACCUGACCACGCACCCCAUACCGGCGCGGAAUCGGCUGA